Molecule: messenger RNA, 3312 nt
Organism: Nerophis lumbriciformis (worm pipefish)
Lineage: Eukaryota; Metazoa; Chordata; Actinopteri; Syngnathiformes; Syngnathidae
Source: RefSeq, a predicted model, not a curated record
AUGGGUGCCAAUGGAUCAAGCUAUCCUCACUCAUGCUCCCCACGCAUAGGAGCCAAUGCACAGACUCAGCAGACCUUUAUUGGGACCUCAUCGUACUCGCAGCAUGGAUACGCCUGGGAGUCCAAGCUUUACAGCCUGGAGCACGGCCACGAGCGGCCUACCGACAGGAAGAAGAAAAGCCUCGGCCUGGCUACCCUCAAACGGCGGUUCAUUAAGCGAAAAAAAUCCAGUCGCUCAGCAGAUCACGCCCGGCAGAUGCGCGAGCUGCUGUCCGGGUGGGAUGUCCGUGACACUAACGCUCUGGUGGAGGAAUACGAGGGUACGGCGGCCCUCAAGGAACUGAGCUUCCAGGCCAGCCUGGCACGCGCAGAGGCGCCCAGUUUGCCCCGUGAUCUGGCUGCCCUUUACCAGCAUAAGUACUGCACUGACGUAGACCUCAUCUUCCAUGGGACUUGCUUCCCAGCGCACCGGGCCAUCCUGGCUGCUCGCUGCCCCUUCUUCAAGACUCUGCUGUCCUCAUCUCCCGGAUACGGCGCAGAGGUUCACAUGGACAUUGAGACGGCAGGCAUUGACGUGCCCAUGUUCUCAGCGCUCCUACACUACCUGUACACGGGGGAGUUCGGCGUGAGCAGCGCGGAGGAUUCCCGGCUGCAGAAUGUGGACGUCCUGGUACAGCUCAGUGAGGAGUUCGGAACGCCCAAUUCUCUGGAAGCAGACAUGAAAGGCUUGUUUGACUACAUGUGCUACUAUGAUGCUCUAUUGAGUUUUUCUUCAGACUUUGAAAUGGUCGAGAGUUUCAAUGCGGGAGCACCAGCCGCUGGCUCAGGUGGUGGCGGAGGACCGGGCACUCCAGAGGAGGACCUUCGAUCUCAUAAGGCCAUUCUCUCCGCACGCUCCCCUUUCUUUAGAAACCUUUUGCAAAGGCGCAUUCGAACCGGAGAGGAAAUGACAGAGCGCACGCUGCAAACGCCGACCCGUAUCGUGCUGGAUGAGUCCAUCAUCCCUCGCAAAUAUGUGCAGGUGAUUCUCCACUGCAUGUACACGGAUGCGGUGGAGCUGUCACUGGUUCUCCGCGGUAGCCCCUCUGCGGGCAGCCUCGGGGAGGUUCAAGCCUUAGUGUCAGGGGGCCGGGGGGCCAGCACGCGAACAGAAGAGGCCAUGGAGCUCUACCAUAUCGCUUUAUUCUUGGAGUUCAGUAUGUUGGCUCAAGGUUGUGAGGACAUUAUCGUGGAAAGUUUGUCCCUUGACUCGCUCGUACCGAUCCUCAAAUGGAGCUCGCAGCCUUACGGCUCCAAGUGGGUACACAGGCAGGCCAUGCACUUCCUCUGUGAGGAGUUCAGUCAAGUUGUCACCUCAGAUGUUCUUUAUGAGCUCGGCAAGGAGCACCUUCUCAGCGCAAUCCAGUCAGACUACCUACAGGCCAGUGAGCAGGACAUUCUCAAGUAUGUUGUUAAGUGGGGUGAGCAGCAGCUUAUUAAGAGGAUGGCAGACAGGGAGCCCAAUCUUUUGAGCGGCACAGCCCACAGUGUCAACAAGCGAGGAGUGAAAAGGAGAGACUUGGAUGUAGAGGAGCUGAAGGACAUCCUAUCCCCACUUCUGCCCUUCAUUCGAACUGAGCACAUUUUGCCCCCACACAGCGAUGUCCUCUCCGACGCGCUCAAAAGAGGUUUGAUAAGCACCCCUCCAUCAGACAUGUUGCCGACGGCAGAAGGGGGUAAAGCAAAUGCUUGGUUGAGGCAGAAGAACGCUGGCAUCUACGUGCGUCCUCGCCUCUUCACCCCUUACGUAGAAGAGGCAAAGUUGGUGCUUGACGAAAUGAUGGUAGAGCAGACUGAUCUGGUGCGUUUGCGACUCGUGCGUAUGUCCAACGUCCCGGACACCCUCUACAUGGUCAACAACGCCGUGCCCCAGUGCUGUCACAUGGUGAACCAUCAGCAGAUGACCGUCAACUCAGUUGCCGCUCCAUCAGUUGUAGCAAAUGAAAUCCCAGUGCCUCAGCUUCCGGUGGUGAAAGAGAUGAUUCGGAGGCUCCAGGAACUGAGACACACGGAGCAAGUCCAACGGGCUUACGCCCUCAACUGCGGCGAGGGUGCAACCGUCAGCUACGAGCUGCAGCUGCGAGUUCUCCGGGAGUUCGGUCUGGCCGACGGAGCCGCCGAACUUUUACAGAAUCCCAACAAAUUCUUUCCCGACGAGCGAUUCGGAGACGAGAGUCCGAUUCUAGCUCUGCGCCAGGUGGGUCGAUGUCGUGUAAACAGCAGCCCGGCCAUGGAUAGCAUGUUCACAGAGUUGGAAGGCGUAGCGGGCUUCCACCUGCCGCUACCUCCCCCGCCUCCUCCUUAUCACCCACCCGCUACGCCUGGCCACUCUCAGCUCAAAGGCGCCUGGCGACCCCGCGUUCCCGUGCCCACCCCCACCCGUUCCUUCUCCUAUCCCUGCAACCGCACCGUUAGCCAGCGCCAUGCGGCGGCCAAGCAUGGCGGCUCGGACUUCUCCUCCGUGCCCAGACCCCAGCCCCCAGACUGCACCGAACCGCAACCUAUGGGCCGAGCCUUGCUUUCAGAACAGCAAGCGAUGGGCAUGGAGCCUGUUAUGAGGGAAUUUAUGCCUGACAUCGCGCUGGGCGUCUCAGUCAUGUCGCUGAGGGAACAGCAUGUUUCCGAGAUUGACCGGGAAAGCCCUCGCAGCCCCAUGGGUCCCCCCGGCCACCAUCUGACGAUGGGGCCCUGCCCCUCUGUUCGCCACAAUCACGGCCCGGGACACGGACACUCCUGCAAAAGGCACGCACCUGAUCCCAAGCCGGAGGUACCGCCGGAGUUCCCCGACCUGUACGACUUCUCCCGGCGACCGUCGUCUCCGGGCUCCGCGCGCACUCUGUCCACGUUCGCCGGACCGGACCUCUACAGCCACAGCGUCGCCCCCUUCACUCAGACUUACAUCAACGACUCUCAUUGCCAGGGUCACGCACAGGGACGGACCGGCCCGGACCCGCUACGGCUGGACGUCCUUGGCGUGACCUCUCAGAGGCACGACGCGGCGGGCCUCUCAGGGCCGCAGCCCAGGGCAGGACACGCUCCGAGGGGCCGCGCCGAAGAGACGGACCUGACUCACGGCUUAAGCCGCCUGCGUUCGUCCGGCGGAAACGCGGACGGUUACGAGGACAGAACGGCCGGGACUCGAGACGUUUCGGAAGACUCGGUUCUCGCCGGAGAAUCGCAGCAGCCUCACAGAAACAGCCUCACCGAGGACGCAGCCCGAGAACGCAGGUCGCCCGGAAAGCCCGACUACCCGUACAAAAAGUCUGCACUUUAA